Fonticula alba is the source of this 1715-nucleotide messenger RNA. RefSeq lists its product as hypothetical. Gene Ontology annotation, molecular function: pseudouridine synthase activity; RNA binding. Bases 1 to 1662 code for a protein of 553 amino acids. The record is from RefSeq and is a predicted model, not a curated record. The transcript has 4 exons. NCBI's taxonomy places the organism in Eukaryota, Rotosphaerida, Fonticulaceae. Gene Ontology annotation, biological process: tRNA modification; mRNA pseudouridine synthesis. Gene Ontology annotation, cellular component: mitochondrion.
AUGAACGUUUCCUGCCUUCGCCUAGGCUCCCGGGUCGGGAGGCCAGCCUUCCUCCCUGCCCGGGCACUGUCGGCCGUCAGCGUGGGCGCGCGAUCGUACUCCUCGACCGGCGUGAUGGCCACCCGGGCGGAGGCCGCCGCCGCUGACGACGACGACGACGACGACGAGCUCGCCCACCCCGCCCUCACCCCCCUGGAUGAGGUCCCAGCUGUCAAGUGCCAGCUAGUCAAGCAGGCCCUGGAGCUGAUCAAGAGCCCAAACUUGCUUGUAGCCCCCUCCCCAGAUAGGGCGCCUCGCAAUGGGCUCUUCUCCCUGUGGAAGCCGCCCGGCUUGACGUCCUUCUAUUGCCUGGAGGUGAUGGGCCGGUCACUUGCGAGUGAUCUGAUCCGGCGCAUCGAGGCCGGGGAGUUCCCCCCGGCUGGGGGGUCCCCGUCGGCCAAGGGCUCUUCACCGGCCGGGCGGCCACCGGAAGAGGAGGAAACCAUGCCGGCACACCUGGCCGCCAGGAAGGUGGCUCGAGGCCUGCGGGUCGGUCAUGGCGGCACGCUGGACCCCCUGGCAUCGGGUGUGCUGGUGGUCGGCGUCGGACGGGAAGGCUGCCGGAACCUGACCGGCGCGCUGACCGAGCACCGGAAGUCCUAUGUGGCGCGGCUGCGCCUCGGCGUGUCGACUAGCACCUCGGAUCGCGAUGGGGCGGCCCUCUGGGGGUCGGCCAUGCACUCGGCUUCCGACGAGCAGCCCCCCGAGGGGGAUGCCUUCACGGGGCCUUUCAGUCGGGCGAGCCUCAUCCGGCGCUUUGGCACGGCCAAUUUGGCCGCCCUGCCGGUGGGCAUCCUCCAGGCUGCCCUGCGGGAGCACAUUGCGGCCUUGGUCGGCGAUCACCUCCAGACGCCGCCGAUCCAGUCGGCCAAGCAGCGCAAUGGCCUGCGCCUGUACCAGACCUUCCGGUAUCUGCUGGAGCAUGGCCACAUCGAUCGGGCCCUGCUGCAGGAGCACCACGAGGAACUGAUCCUCAGUAAGAAGCGCCCGGUCACCCUGGCCAAGAUCAAUCGCGACAACCGCGUGGUCCGGCGGAAGCUGGCCCUGGCCGGGUUCGACUCGCCAGCCACAUUGGACUAUCUCGGGGCCACCUUCCUGUCCUUCGCCCUGGGCGAGCCUCAGCCCCGGCCGGAUGCCGACCUGGCGCGUGCCUUCGCCGAGCGCCCUCUGGAUGUGGAACUCCUCGGGCCCGAGUCCGGGCCCCACAGCAAGACCACGGCCGCCGGGUCGGCCCAGCAGGUCGACCACCGGGAUAUCUUCCAAAUGGCCGGGUCCUACCUGCCCGAGACCAGCCAGGUGACCCUCUUUGGUGCCACGGUGCUGGAUGCCCCGUCGCCCGUGCUUCCGGCCCCGGGCCCGGGGGGCGAGUCCCUCGACCAGCAGGGGCUCACCCUGGCAAGCCCCAGCGCCACGUUGAAUUUGGAGCACUGCCUCGAUGUGGACAUCGACAUCCACUGCUCCUCUGGCUUCUAUGUCCGGUCUCUGAUCGAGUCGGUCGGCCGUUCCCUCGGGUGCGGCGCGCACAUGGUUCAGCUUUGCCGGACAUCGCAAGGACCCUUCGACCAGCGUGUCUCUCUCGACUUGGCCAACCUCAAGUGGAAGGACCUGGACAGAUUCCUCUGAAUGCCCAGGCCCCCUGUCCGGCUCGAAUAAUACACCCCCCUUAGACGUCCGAA